Messenger RNA from Apus apus (common swift), 5966 nucleotides. It is a transcript of the gene RFLNA, whose product is annotated as refilin A. Gene Ontology annotation, biological process: skeletal system morphogenesis; negative regulation of chondrocyte development; negative regulation of bone mineralization involved in bone maturation. The record is from RefSeq and is a predicted model, not a curated record. NCBI's taxonomy places the organism in Eukaryota, Metazoa, Chordata, Aves, Apodiformes, Apodidae. Gene Ontology annotation, cellular component: actin filament bundle. The transcript is spliced from 3 exons. Bases 185 to 838 code for a protein of 217 amino acids. Gene Ontology annotation, molecular function: filamin binding.
GCGGCCGGGACAGCCCGGUCCGGCUGAUGCAGGCGCUGCCCCCCGCAGCAGCCUCGGCACGGGCUCCGGCAGGCUGGUGGCGGCGGCCGGGACUCAGGGGGGGCUCCUUUCCCCUUCCCUCCCUCCGCGGCGGGCAGCGCUGGAGGGUUUUCUCCCGCUGCGGCCCCCUCGCUGCCCCCCAGACAUGGUAGGUCACCUACAGCUGCAAGGGAUGGACGAGAGCCUGAAGGAGAAGAGCCGGGAAGGCUUGCUGGACAGCCCGGACUCGGGGCUGCCCCCCAGCCCCAGCCCCCCUUUCUACUCUCUCUCGCCUGGCGAGGGCCGAGCCGGGGGCAGCAGCGGCGCGGACCCCCCAGCCCCGGGGCACCGUCGAGACGCCAAGGACGGCAGAGUGAUGCCUUACCUGCUCCUGAACCCAUCCACACCAGAGAUAAGGCCUCGAAUGUACCCUGUGUUUUUUGGAGAAAGCAUUGAGGUCAGCCCUGAGCCUGUGCAGGAAAUCAGGUGCAACUCCGAGGUGAAGUACGACUCCGAGAAGCACUAUCGGGAUGACAUCUUCUACAGCCCCAUCCCCACCGUCACCACCUACAGCGAGACGGUCAUCGCUGCUCCCAACUGCACCUGGCGGAACUACAAGUCCCAACUGAUCUUUGAGCCCCGCCAGAAGCCACUGAGGUUUCAGAGCACGACCAUCAUCUUUCCUAAGCGUGCCAAGAACAUUUACAGGACCACCCUCAACUACAGCCUGGGCUGUGCCAGGCGCUGGUUUGCGUCCAGCGUGCAGCUGCAGCUCUGCCAGGACACCAGCCCGUGCGGCAUCUACAGCGAGACCCUCUGAUCUGCCCGGCCGCUGGCACCCUGGUGACCUCCAGGAGGUUGUGGCUUUUGCUGGGUCUCUGGCUGGGCCCUUCAGUGGUGGCAACUGAGUAUGAAUGGCUGGAGAACACGUUGUUUUGGGUGAGGCUGAACUGGCUGGGAGGAGGCUUGCAGGGCACGGGAUGGUUUUGAUCAGCAAGAGGCUGGCUUGUGUUUUGCUACGUUCCCGACAUUCAUGUUCUGGAUUUUAUUUUGGUGUUUGUUUUUUUUUUUUCCAAGCAUAUCUAUUUUUGACUUGUGUUUAGAUGAAAUCAAGAUGACAAAGGACCCUACUACCCAUAGCAGAGUGCUGCCUUGUGAGCCCUUCCUUGUGAGCCCUCAUCUAGCACAUAGAUGAGACUCACUGUAACCUUCAGAGCUAUUUUGAUCUCUGCAAAGGGAACAUCAGCUGCGGAGUCAGCAUCCAGUCUGCCCAGCACACACCAAGCCAGGUCUCUUAGAGCUUAAAUGCAGAGGAGACAAUUACUUGUAUCAGUACAUCACAGCUUGCUCCAACAGCUCAUCUGCAAGAUUGCUGCAAUAUUACACUGCAGUCACCUCAGGCCUAAUUUACUGGGAGGGAAGAGGACUGUCACCAAGCAAAUGAGGAAGAGGUGCUCUUACUAGCAGCUAAAUGUUUAUCUUCUCUAGCAAGGUACAGACAAUCAUGAAAUAGGAGAAAGCCCUACCCUGAUACACGGGCCACCUCUUCUGUGAGCCCAGCCAAAAGCAUGCAGGGGAGACUGAAGAAACUGAAUACCUGAAGGGCUGUUUUAAACGUGUCCAAGAGAUUGAGGAGCCCGCUGCCCUUUUUCAAAAGUACUGUCAGUCCAAGGGUGUCAUACUGUUUGUUGUCUUAAACACCCAAUUUACAGACAUCUUUACGCACUUGCAACCCUUUGGAGUUUCUGCUGUGUUGUAGAGACAGGAAGAUGCUAUCUAGCUUCAGAGAAGCCAGUGCAGGAUUAACUCAAGACAAGGUUGCUCACCCUCUCAAUAGUUUCCAUACCUGUGGUGUGGACAGCUUUGCUGACUGUGGAGGAUCAGCCAGACUUUCUCAGUGUAGAGCUUGAAGUAUUGAAGAGCCCAAAUCCAUGCAGGUUUUUCCUAAUUAGCCAGGCUGCAGCAAUUCAACAGGUACUUCACAAACAGCUGAGCUGUCACUGCAAAAGGAUCAAGAAACAGAGUCACCACAGCCAUCCCAAGGCAAACCAUUCCCCACUCAAUCUCCUCUCCUGUUAUCUCUUCACUUUGGUAGCUUGUUGAAAAUCUUCAAGAGCCUGGGUUCAUGCAAACAUAUAACCUUUACAAAUGGCAUGGAAUUGUCUCCAGAAAUCUUACCAAGAAUUUUUGUAUGCUGCUCAGAAGAGCCCAGACUUAGAAAAUAACCACACAGCUCCGGAAAUUAAUUUCCAGCUUUCCCUCUUCUAAAGUUUCCAUUUUGUUCCUGACUUGCUGCGAGUCUGAUCAAGUUGUUUCAGAACACAACUGAGCAGCCAAGUCAGAAAACCUAUUAACAAUAUCAACAAGACAUAGCUGGUUGCCCAGAACAGUUGACUCACAACUCAUGAAGAUUAAAAGAAAUAAAAAGCUGAAAAACUUAAAAAGAUAAUAUAAUUAGUGACUUUAAAAGAUACUUUUUUCCAUCUGUUUCAAAAGGCAAUUCAUAGAUAUGAGCAGACCUGUGACCUUUAUGAAGCAGAGUUCUCUUGUUUAAAAUGAAGCACAAUUUUUCCACCAGAGGUAAAUAUCAGGUCUUUAUAUACAAACUUAAAUCCUGACAGCUGAAGCAUCAUUAGUACUGGAGAUGAACUCUGCCUCUGUUUGGGAGUUAGGAUUUGGUAGGGAGAAAUCUCUCAGAGGAUUCCCAAGGCUCCCACUUACUGUUGAAUUCUUGUUAGCAACACAGAAACAAAGAUUAUGUUUAUUAUUGGUCAGAUUUUGCCAUCACUGACAGCAUCAAAGCCUGUAAAAGCAACAUCUGCCUUCAAAAAGAUGAUUAUGCCCAAAGCAACCUUUCUCCCCAGAGCUCCAGCAGACAAGAGCUGAGGAGUUAGCAGGGCAGCUGAAGCUUGGAUGAGUGUGGUCACAGUGCAGUGCAAGUUGGUGAUGCACUUACUUGCCAGCUCCUCUUGAGAUCUGUCCCAUUUGCCAAGUGCUGGUGAGGGAGCCUUGUGACCAGUGAAACACUCAUCUGCCUUCCUGGGUACACCAGCCCAAAUCUGUGCAGGUGUUUCCUACUUAGCCAGGCAAUGCAGCAGCCACUUCACCAGCAGCUGAGCUGUCUCUGCAGAAGGCUCUCCAUGCACCUGUGAGAGGUUGUAGCAAAGGGGGUGGGUUUCCAAGCUGAACAAUAGUGUAAUCCAGGUUCCAAAGCAGGGCCAGUCCUCACACCCAGGAGAUCCCUGCAUGAUUAGAUUAGAUUAGAUUGCAGGCACUUCCAGUGAACAAGCAUGGAGACAGGCUGACCUCCAAGCCAAAGCGAUGCCAGAGACUCCCUAUGCUGACCAUACAUCAUGCUUUUCUCCUCUAAACAGAUUAUUUCCCUGCUCCAAGCCCAAAGCUGCAGUUUUUGAGCACGCUGGUCUCUGGUCAGGACAGGUUUCCCCCAGAAAAUCUCUUUUAUCAUGACCAGCUGCAGGCUUCUGCCCACUUUGUCCGCUGUUAGUUCUUACUGAACGCUGGCGGCAACAGAAAUAAAGAGGCAAAAAAAUAAAAAAUAAAGGCAGAACACUAGUGUGUGAACACAACUCCAGGGGAGAGACCUGAACCAGAUCCUGGGCUUUCACCACACAGGGACAGGGGCUGCUAGGGCAAAGUCUCACAGGUCAUUGUGACCCCAGGAGGGUGCAGUGGAGGGCUGCAGCCCCACACGUCCAGGCCAGGCCUCUUUGAAGCUUCAUGCUUUGUUUUCUCUACAAAUAGACUAGAAAUGACCUAACAUGCUCCUACUCCAUUGAGCUUAAGCAGCUUUUCUGGUUUUGCCAUGUCAGGAAAAAAAAGCCAGCUGGGAGCUUGGGUUUCUCAGCUUUUGAGCACACUCUGAGCUGUGUAGCCAUGGACAGGCCAUGGUGGGCUACCACCCUGGACUACCUCCAAAUUGUGAUGUUGCCAAGUGCCUGAGAUCUGUAGAAUUUUUUUUAAAUACCUUCUUAUACGAUGACUCUCACGGGUCCAUCACAAGCUGCUUUUCUUCUCAGUGGAAGCUGGUGUUGGAAAAGGACUUUGUUUUUCCUGAGCACAAAGAAAGCCAAAGCGUUAGGUUUUCACCUUGAUGUGGGCACAGAUCCCACACUGCCUGCCCACCCUCUGUCCCUAUUGAUCCUAUCCCUGUGGCUGGUUAGGCGAUGGUAGAAGAGCCAAAUUUCCUCUUGCUCAUGCCUGGGGAAAGCAAUGACUUUUGUUUUGCUUAAACACCAGAAACUGAAUUUUGUGUUUGUGUGUUGCCAAUGAAGAAUCACUCCCAGCAGCCACCAAGUGCCUGACUUGUAGCAUGUCUGUACUUCUAAAAGGAAUUAUUAGUCCCACUAGAGAGGUGGUUUUGUUUUAAAUGGAACAUUAUUCUUCUUAACCAAGAGAUCUUUGUUCGUGUGUAUUUUCUUAAAGAUAAAAAUGAUAAAUAUAGACCAUCAUGGAAAUGCUGCUGAGAAAGGUGACUUUCCUUGAGCAGCUGGGACUGUGGCUCCACACUUUCUCCCCAGGAUCUGAACGUGCCUGUUGCCCACAGUCCUGUAAGCCUGACAGGUAGUCAGGCUCUGCCUUCAGGAAUUAUUUUUCCUCAAAAGUUACUUUUGAGAGCAGAAACUUUCUCAGAAGACAUCUGUUUUGAGGAGGGGAAGGUUGUGUUGUUGGUUUUUUUUUCCAUAUGGAAAGUCCCUAUCCAUCUCAAAGGUGCAGGGUUUGCCCUUCAUCCCUGUCAUCCUUUUGCCCCUGAAUGCAGCAGGGCUUGCUUGUGCUGGUCUGCCUGCAUUGCUGUCAUUGCAUCUGGGGCCAGAAAGAGGGAACUCUACCUAAAUACUGACCUUUCAGAAUCUGCAGAAUACUUUGCACAAAACGCAGAGAGCAGCUUUGACCAAAACAGUUUACUGCUUCUUUUAUCUUUAAUUUUUUUUUUUUCCAUCCUGCUAAGCCAACUCUUCUUUUCUAAAUGUGAAAUUCAGAUUCGCACCCUGGGUGCAGACUUUCUGGGAAUGAUAAAAUGAGGUUUGGGUGUUGAUAGCAGUGCUUGAGUGAGCUGCUGGUCAGAGAAGUGAGUGCUAUUUACUAUUUAUGUUGAAUGUGUCUUAAAAAAUAAUGGGAAAGGUCACCUGAAGGCUAAUGAAAAGGACUUUGUGGAGCAAACUGAGGACUAAAGACUGUGUGAAUCUGAUCUAGAGGUGAAUGGUUCUGUGUGUGAACACUGUGAGCUAGGAUACUUAGCCACUGUAGUUUUUCCAGCAGGAAAGAGCAUCCUUGCCUUCUUUAGAGCUGAAACAAAACCAGAUCCAUCCCCUGUCAGUUAUUCAGCCCCACUGAAGUGUGUGAGUGUCAGUGUUGCCAGGCUUGUGGGGGAGUCUGUGUAUCAAGCACAGAUGCACAGACCUGUCCCAGUGUGGGACGGGGGAACACUUCCUAGGGAAUGAUGGAUCUUGUGGGAAAUUCACAUUUCUACUGUUAGGUAAUCUGUGCUCCCUGAGGAUCACCCCAUCACUCACAAAUGGAUCUGUUCUGGACACCUCCCCCAAAGCUGUCUGAUAACCUAUUGAUAAGUCUUGGAAGGCACUAAUUCCUUGUCAGCUACUGUGGUUACCAUCAGAACAAGCAAAGUGUCCUACCAUGUGAAUUGUGACCUGAAGAUGGGGAUGAAAGGUGUUUGAAGGUUAGAGAGGGAAGAAACGAACAUAGUACUGGUGGAAAUGCUUAAGGAUGUGUCAUAUUUUUUAUUUUUGUAAGUCUGAUUCUCUAAGUGCUUGUAAAGUACUGUUGUAUAUGUGGUGAUGCAGUAGUUCACAAUAUCCUUUUAUUUUUGUAUAUUCCCUCCUCCACAAUAAUCCCUUCCUGUUCAACUCAUAGAGAGUAAUUUAAGAAGACAAAAUUUAUAUAUCAUAAUAAAAUGCUCAAACUGUCAUGCU